Alternaria arbusti is the source of this 555-nucleotide messenger RNA. RefSeq lists its product as uncharacterized. Bases 1 to 555 code for a protein of 184 amino acids. The record is from RefSeq and is a predicted model, not a curated record. The transcript is spliced from 2 exons. Lineage: Eukaryota; Fungi; Ascomycota; Dothideomycetes; Pleosporales; Pleosporaceae.
AUGUUGGCCAGAAUCUCUACGUCGCUCGUUGCGACUCUGCUGCUCUCAUCGACUACUCUCGCUGCGCCUACACAAACACAUUGUCGCUGCGAAAUCGUUGCUGAUAUGCCGUCUUCAUCCGUUCCCGCUUCUGCUGCCUACACACCCUCCGCCGCACAUUGGUCACCAGCAGACCCUUCGCAAAGUCCUGUCGCAGCACUCAAUGUAUGCGCAAGCCUAGGAUCGGAAUUACAGAAACUGCAACACACAGAGCCGGAGCUGUAUGACUCGUAUAUGGCGGGUGCUAUCAAGGAUGCGCCGCAGAAGCCGAACAACAGCUCUCCUGAGCCAGUAUCCGAGAAGAGCAGCCUGCGCUUGACUGGUGCAGAAAGGCGUCUCCUAGCCAUUCCCACUGGUCCCCAGGAAGCAGAUUCAGUGUUCAGCCCAGGCGCAGAGAAGAAGCUACGAGCGUACGAGACGACACGAUACUUUGUCACACAGGCAUCGAGUGGACGGAGAGAGUUCAUUGCGUAUGACGAUGAUAGUGAUGAUGAGGCGAACAGGCCUGUGAUGUAG